UUUUACUCCUUAAAACUCUAAAUUUGAAGUUUUUAAAUUCUUUUUUUGGAGAACAAAAAAAAAUCUAUAUUAGAAGUUUUUAAAUUCUUUUUUGGAGAGCAAAAAAAAUCUAUAUUUGAAGUUAUAGAGCUUCUUUUGGAGAUUCUGAAGUUUAAUUGGUUUUUCUAAUUAAUUAGUUUUGUCAAAAGUUUUUUUUAAUAUAGUACUUUUAAUAUUUUUUACAAUACAUUGAUAAAUAUUUAAUGAUCCAUUUAUAGCUCAUAUUUCAUUAUUUAUCACAUAUAUAUGUCGUCGUGCGAUAUAUAAUAUGUUUCUAAUUAAAGCCAAAAUUCGGAUACUAUUACUCAUGAUUAAUCACUCAUCAACCACCAUGAUUUUACUAUUAUUUCUAUCACCGCUUUGAAAAAGAGGUAAAAACUCAAUAGACAUAUAAUCUACUUUUUAUAAUAAUGUCCAUAUACACCCAAUAAAAAGCUUCGCAAACAAAAUGAUUAUCGAGUAGGGCGAAAAGAAUGUAUAUAAAAUGAUACCAUUUAGGAAGAAAAUAUUUCGUCCAAAAAAAAAAAAAAAAGGAAGAAAAUACAUGAAGUACAAAGUUGCCAGUUGUACGAUCUCUGUGAAUAGGCGCGACACCUUCCUCAUUACAAAGUUACGAACACUAUAUAGUUUACACUUUACACAUAUAGAAAUCGCAUUAUGACACUAUAAGAUCUAAUAAAUAAUUUUGAACAAAAAAUGACAAUUCAUCAAGAAAACAGUAAUGCAAGAUUUUAGUGAUUAACUGGUAACAAAUUUGUAAUUCUAAAUACUAUUAAUCAAUCAUCUGAAAAAAAAAAUCUUAUUUGUUUAUACUAUUAAAGCUAACUUUAAAAGCAAUGAAGAAUUGGUCUAUUAAUUCAAACUUUUGAAUUAUAUAGUAGGAAUGUAAAAAAUCAUAGGUUCACAUUUUAUAAUUGGGGAGAUGUGCUUUCCAAUAAAAUAUCAUAAUCUAUACUUCGUCUGAGAAAAAUAUAUGUGCCUAAAGAUUUAAAACCUCUUAUUAAAUAAAAAAUUAAUUUCAAAAUAUGUUUGUUUCAUUCCAUUUAGGUACAAUUUUCCAAAACCGUUAACAAAUUCAAACUAAAAGAAGGGAAUAAUAUAUAGCUGAUGGGUUAACCGUCUAUAGAUAUGAUAUGGACUAGAACUUUGAUGAAAAUUUUAAGAAUUUGUAGGUUAGCCCGACUAUUGCAUAUGCAACAAACAGGCUAUAAUUUUUUUUCUGCUAUGAUAGAUUUUAUUUUUGGAAACAGUUGAAUUUCUUCUUGGAAGCAUGGUUGAAUAUGUUCAUCGAUCGUAGAUGAUUAUUGUUAAAUGUAAAAGCAUAAGAAAAAUGACGUAAUAGACACAAAAAUAUAAGUACUCUUGUUUUGUAUAUUAAACUCAUAUUAAUUAGUGAGACAUUGAGUUAUCAUAAGACAAUCAAAAGAUUACCUACAUCAAUCUUUGAGAUUUCAAUGAGGUAAAGAGUCGAAAGUGUAUUUCAACACAAAUAUCUCAUAGGUGGAACAAAAAAAAGGAGAAACUCCAUUAAUUAAAUAAAUAAACUCAUAUUUAAACAUUUUAAGCACAUAUAUAUACACACAUAUGAGAGAUAGUCACAUCACAACUAAAAAUUUAACAAUCUCUCUCCUAUAAGUUUUAAUGGCGAUUUAAGAGACCCGUAGUUCUCUGAUUCCCCUCCGGUUUGCACUCUCAUCGAAACACAAAUCAACGAUAAUCUCUCACUCUCUUUACUCAUUCUUCUUAUUUGGAUAAGAUCUCUCUCUAUCUCUCUCUCCCUCAUUUUCAGCAGAUUCAAUCCAAACCCUAACCGCUUUGAUUCUGAUCGCAGAAUAUUAAUAUUCUCUUCAAAAAAACUAUAAAUAUUUUGACAAAAAACACUUUUUUACCAUCACUUUUUUACUUUCUUACUCCACACCAUAAAUGUCAAGUUAUCAAUCUGUCCUUUGCCCUUAACUACUGUCACCACCACCACUUCUAUACUACAAACCCUUCUCUUACUUUCCUAACAAUACGUACUUAAAAUACAUUACAAAUACCUACCAAGGCCCUAUAAAACGCAAGAGAAAGAUAGAGAAGUGAUUCUUGGUUUAGCUUUCUUGAUAUGGAUUUUUGUUGGAAGAGAGAGAUGGAAGGUAAACUAGCACAUGACUACUUGUCGUCCACAAAGCGCCACCAACACGGCAUGAUGACGUCACCGCACCGUGUCUGCGUCGUCACCGGGCCGGUGAUCGUAGGGGCCGGACCGUCGGGGCUAGCGACGGCGGCUUGUCUAAAGGAGAGAAACAUAACUUCAGUAAUACUAGAGAGAUCAAAUUGCAUAGCUUCACUAUGGCAGCUCAAGACUUACGACCGCCUCCAUCUCCACCUUCCUAAGCAGUUCUGUGAGCUUCCUCUCGUACCCUUUCCCGACCACUUCCCAACUUAUCCGACCAAACAGCAGUUCAUCGAGUAUCUCGAGGACUACGCCCGGAGGUUCGAUAUACGACCGGAGUUUGGUCAGACGGUUGAGUCCGCAGAGUUUGAUGCGAACCUAGGGAUGUGGCGCGUGGUGAGCGUUGGUGAAGAGGGCACGACGGAGUAUGUUUGCCGGUGGUUGGUGGCUGCUACGGGGGAGAAUGCGGAGCCGGUGGUCCCUAGGUUUGAGGGGAUGGAGAAGUUUAAGGCCACGGGGGUGGUUAAGCACACGAGUCAAUAUAAGACCGGUGGAGAUUUUGUCGGAAAAAAGGUUUUGGUCGUGGGAUGUGGAAACUCCGGCAUGGAGGUUUGUUUGGAUCUCUGCAACUUCGGUGCUCAGCCUUCUCUCGUUGUCAGAGACGCGGUGCACGUCCUGCCACGAGAGAUGUUGGGUACUUCAACUUUUGGGCUGUCCAUGUUGUUACUCAAAUGGUUGCCCAUCCAACUCGUUGACAGUUUCCUCUUGGUUGUUUCCCGGUUCAUCCUCGGGGAUACCACCCUGUUAGGACUUAACCGACCCCUGAUAGGCCCAUUAAAGCUCAAAAAUCUCACCGGCAAAACUCCAGUUCUCGACGUUGGAACGCUUGCCAAGAUCAAAACGGGAGAUAUCAAGGUGUGUUCCGGGAUAAGAAGGUUAAAACAUCAUGAAGUUGAGUUCGAUAACGGUAGAACGGAGAGAUUUGACGCCAUAAUAUUGGCAACUGGCUACAAAAGCAACGUACCCUCUUGGCUAAAGGAGAAUAAAAUGUUUAGUAAGAAAGAUGGAUUUCCAAUGCAAGAGUUUCCAGAGGGAUGGAGAGGGGAAUGUGGGCUAUAUGCGGUCGGUUUCACAAAACGUGGGAUCUUUGGAGCAUCAAUGGAUGCAAAGAGAAUAGCUCAAGACAUAUACGAGUCUUCAAGAAAAUCUGGUCAACCCCAUAGACAUAUACAAGUAUUCAUGGCAAGAAAAUCUGAUCAAGCAUGUAGUAGAGUACUAGACGGUUGAGAAAUGGAAGGUUUCUAUCAAGAAACAACAUGUUUGCAGCCGAGGUAGGGAUCAAAGAAAAAAGUUGAUGGUUUUUGGUUUCAAAGCAGAUUUGGGGAGUUAUGUAAAUUAAGACUUAUCUCCAGCUGCAAUGCAAAUUGGGGGAAGGAAAGAAUGAAAAGGAAACCUAGUGAGAGUGAUUGUGGUGGGAAUUGAUGAUCAUCUGCCCAAAGGAGAGGAGGGGACCCUCUCUCUUUGCAUGCUUAUAACCCACUUUGUAAAUCUUUCUAUACCUUCUUUCUAUGUUUCUAAUUUUUUUUUCUUUAGUUUUCCUUAGGUAGGUAUGCGCUUUGUUUUUCUUACCUUUUUAGUUCAAUUUUUUUGGCUGAGUAUUGUGGUGAGUUUUUUUUUCUUUUUGUUAUAUACAUAUCACUUGUUUGAUUAAAACUCUUGUUUUUUUAACGGACAUAAGAAGAGUUCAAUUGUUACAAAACCAAAAUAAAAAGCUUGGAAAAUGUCCAAUGAGUGUGUCAAUGAUAUUUCGUUGUCGAAAUGAUUUCAUUCCCUAGUAGAAGUAUCAUAUAAACAUGGACCACCUCCUUGUACAUUCGUCAGAAAUUAAGUCCUGCACAUUUAUCAUUCUUCUGACCCGUUUUCCAAUUAUUGUUAGAUGUACGAUCUCCACAUGAUUUCUUGUCAUAUUUUUGAAUUAAACUAGGUAGCUAUACAGCCUAUAUUAUACAUAAAUCUAUACUAGCUAGAUCCCAUGUCAGAUAGAUCGUUAGGGUUAGAUUCCAUGAUAGAUUUGUUACCUUGGUCGUGUUGAUACAAUAUUCCAUGGAAAAGGUUAACAAAAUCUUCAUGUAUGAUUUGCGGUAAGCGACGUCAAACAUAUAAUAUCAAAAUAAGUUCACCAUGCAUUUUGUCAUCCAAAUUAUAACAAAUUAUUUUAUGUGAACCAUACGACUUUGCAUGUAUUUUUCCCAUAGAAAAUCGUAACUGGUGAUAUAAUAAAUCGUUAGAAAUAUCCAACCUGGUCUAACAAAAUUGUUUAUUUGAUCUAAAGCAAAUUAGAUGGAUCAUAUUUAUAGGGGUGACUAUUUUUCCACGAAAACUAUCAUAUAGCAUCAGAUGUCCACCAAACUAUGACUUCGUUCUAAAUCUCUCUAAAUUAAAAAUUACAAAUCUAUUUUUCCCCGAGUCGAUAGUUCGAAAUGUAGUUAUCCAUAGACCAUGGUUUUAAUUGGUUUGCUGUUAACCAAACAAUUUUACUAGCUAAACCAAACAUUUUUAACAACUAAACCAAAAAAAAAUAUCAGACCCAACUAUCUAACAGUUCCGACCCCUUUACAUCUUCUUCUUCACCCGAGGAGCGAGAGAUCAAUUCCUCCUCCUUCACCAUCCACAACAUUGAUAUCUAUCUGAGAGGAAAUAUUUGAAGGUUUGAGAGGAAGAUAUUGGUCUAAAAUUUGAAGGUUUGAUAUCUUUUUAUGAUGGUGUAUUGUUUAUGUCAUCGAGAUCUGAUAUAUUUUAGAGUUGCGGAUCAAGUGUUUCUAAUUUCAUCUGAAUUUUGAUUGUUUAAGGAUAUAUCAAAAGUUUUCUCUAAUCUGUAAAGAAAACAAGUGGAGGAAGAGUGCCAUCAUCUCUUGCUCGUUGGGAGAAGAAGACAUUAACGGUUCAGGUUUGGUUUUUCUUUUCCUUUUUUGUUUAGUUGGUUAAAAAUGUUUGGUUUAGUUGGUUAAAUUGCUUGGUAAACAGUAAACCAGUUAAAACCGUAAAAUUUCAAACUAUCGAUUCAAGGAAAAAUAAGUUUGUAAUUUUUAAUUCAGGAAGAUUUAGAACGAGGUCAUAGUUUGGUAGACAUUUGAUACUAUAUGAUAGUUCUCGUGGAGAAAUAGCACGUUUACCCUAUUUAGUGAUUUUAAUAAAAAAAUUAUCAGCUGCAUAUAUGUUAGUAUCAGCAUUGUUUGUUAGUAAUUUUAUCAAAUAUCAACUAUUGAAUAACAUUUUCAAGGUGAUUCAAUAUUGGUUCUUAAUUGGUACCAACAAAUUCUUAGUAACUUCACCACAAACUAUAAGCGUUUGGCCACAAAAAAUUGAGACAUAUGAGAAUCAGGUUUAACAGAAGAAGAAAAAAUAAAACAGGACUGUUUCUAUUUCUUCGUAUAGUCUUUGGACCAUUAACCAUGUGGUUGUCCUUAAAAGCAUGUGAUUAGAGAAUGUACACUCACCUUAGAACCCUGUGGGUUCAUUGUCUGGAUUUUCAUGGGUUGUGAAUGUUUUACUGGCCGGUAACUAGUUCAAAUCUAGAAGACUAAACUGUGUUUCAUUUAUAUAAUAAAGCUUUAAUAAGAGAUUAAAUUCUAACAUACAUAAGGGAAAAGGGAAAAAAUGGAAUAAGGAUCUUUCAGAAAUUUACUUUUGUAAAAGGCACUCAAGUAACAAGCUGGAGCCCUACACUUUUGCCAAGCUGUUGGGGAAAUUUUAGGAAACAAUAUCAGAGAUUCAGAUCCCAAAUCAAAUCUUUCAAUUUUAUUUUUGUCAACAUCAAAUCAUUAAAUCGAAACAUCUCCUUUUAUCUUAAUUUUUUUUAUGAAGUAAUUAGUAGUGGCUGACUCCAAGAAGGCAAACAUAUUGCAUGUAUCUUGCAGUUCCAAGUCCCACAUUUUUAACAGAAGAAGCACUUGCUUCUUUCAAAGCAUGUUUCUGCUUUUUUCUGAAGUUCUUUUUUUUUCUUUAAUUUUUCCUUUUUUAGUUGGUGCUUUUUAUUGGCUCUGAAUUAUAUAGUUGGCUUGUCAGCCAAAUUAUGUUGGAAAGUGGUGCUCUUCGACAGUAAACGGUAUAGAUGAUUGCGUCCAUAACUUAUUCAUAUAUGACUUGGAAAAUCAGAAUAUGUCUGACGAUAUUUUCAUGCACUAUACAAAUGAACUAUUCUAUAUUCUACCUUACACAGACAAUUUUUUUCCAUUCAUUUCUAGUUUACUUCACAGAUUAAAUUUCAGUUGAAAAGUCGAUCCGUUAAAGAGAUCCUUUAUUUUCGACUACAUUGCAAUUGCAUGAAUAUAUAGUUCGUACUAACUCUCUAAGUUGACAUUGUCAUCUUUUUUUAACAGACUCCAUGUUACAAAAACAGUCCUAAGCUUCAAAUGAUAUUUUCUUUUGAAAGAUCCCAAAUUUUUGUCGGUACAUAAUUGAAUUUGGGGUCAAAACCCCGGUGACACGAACCAAGUGGAGUAACCAUUAGGUUAUUCGUCCAUAUAUACCAAUAAUAUAUAAACAUUUGUUGACAAUAUCAAUAUAAAAAAAUAUAAUAUAUAUAUCAUACUUUAAAAUGAUUAAAUGCAGAUAUUACAUGGUCUUAAUACUUAUAUAGUUAAAGGACACCUCAUUUUAGUAGAAAUAUAAUUCAAGACUGAAACAAUAUUUUAAAGUUCUAGGAUUAUAUUAUAAGGUGCCUCACUUGUGUACUAUAACCGCUUUCGUUCAUUCAUCUAUUAACUUAUUUUUUGAAGUGUGAUUUACUUUAUGUUAUUUUACUUGUGGUUGAAUUGUCUAUUUCAUUUAGACAAAGGAUUAAUAGAUUGGAAAGAUAGAUAAAACAAUGAAAAAAUAUAACAAUUCAAAUUUCUGCGGGAAAAAGUUUUUUUUUUGCCAAUAAAAAAUAAAGAAAUAACUAUUAUUUAAGUUAAACCAGAAAAAGAAAAACAACUAGAAGUUCAAAUAGACGAGGGAAAUAAGUUUGGAACUUAAUAAAAAUUCGUAUAUAUUAUUGGGAAAUGUGGUCCAUAUGAGUCUGGUAAAUGCAUCUUCUCUCCUCCACAACAAGGGAAGUGAACUCGCUGGACGAUCCAGCCGCUCUCGUACAUUUGGCACUCAUGGGUCCUAAUUGUCUAUGAACCAUCCGAUUCCGCAAGCUUUGAGCUCUCACUGGUCCUUCGCAUUCAUUAUCUCAACGGUCUCAAAUGGACCAUUACAGUUUUGCAUUCGUUAAUGUUUAUUCUGUUAUAUAAAUUUAAUUUGAAUGAGAAAGAAACAUACUGGGCAGUGAGAUUAGUAGUCAAACGUGACUGGUCCUAUCAUCCCACGGUUAUGGAUCGUUAAAGCUUUGACUGAUCAAUGAUUAAAAGUAAUCUCGGAUUCUAAAUAACCUGUCAGCAGAUUUGACGUGACAAUACAUCUCUCCGUAAUUACUCACGAGGAUUUUAACUAAUAAAAGCCACACCAAACUUUACCAAUACUUUUUUGUUUUCCUUCUUUCUUUUUGAAACAUGUUUUCUUCUAAUGAAACAUCAUACUAAUUUAGUUUGCAAAAAAAAAACUCAUACUAAUUUCAAUAAUUGUGUUUACUCCAAAUUUCAGUGUCUACAUAUAAAGUUAUAUAGAUUAUAUUUUAUCAAAUCUCAUAUAUUAUAUCAUGUUGGAAAUAAUAUUUAUGUAAGAUUAUCAUUAUUUUGGUUCAUUUGAGAUGAUAGUCUAAUUUAGUGUAAUAUUCAGCACAAUAAUAGUAUAGGAUAUAUUUUAUCAUAUUUAAAACAAACAGGUUUAAAUGAAUCUGGAAAUAGAAUUCAAUGAAGAUACAAGUUUAUGAUAUGUAACUGAACUGGGGUUUCCUUUCUUUUCGAUCAGUUGUACUUGUAACUAUAUUUUUAAUCAAAUUUUGUAGCGAAUUUUCAAAACGUUAAACAUUAAAAAAAACAAUUAUUGGAAGGAUCAUAUUGUUAGGUUUGACAAGUAUAGAUCUUAAUACUAAUAUUUAUGCCCAAGCCCUAAAAGUCCUUGUGAAUUGAGUUGGGAAGUGAUUAAUAGGAUAAACUCGAUCACGUAGAUAUAUACUUCAACAAAUCAAAACAAUCAUGAUCGUGCAACGAAUCUAGAAAAUUUUACUAGAAAAUUACUAUGCAAAAGAUUUUGUUCCAUGGCUCACAUAUAUAUGCAUGGUCAGCAUCAACUAAUACCACUUUGAUCCAAAGCUACCACUAGAGUUUUGAUUUGUGUACAUCACAUGCCGUCUACUUCAUCAACAUAAGACACGCAUUGUCGGAGGUCUUAACAUCAGUUUCAGAGCUGCCUCGUCAACAUAAGCUACGGUGAGAUAGAGAAACUCGUCAACUGGUGUGAUGAAAAUUACUCUUCAAUAUAUCGUAGUAAUUAACAAAAAUAAAUAAAUCAAUCAGUGGUUUGCCGUGCAUCUUUUCAUCCAUCUCCAAUCAAUGUACAAUCAGCAUCAAUUCAUGUACUCUUAAAAGCAACAAUAAUUAACAAAAUGUGUAACUUACUAGCACGUGGUAGCCCAACACAAAAAGCAUGAUAUGAAGGUCAUAUGUAAUCAUGACCCAUUCUUGUUAUUUUUAAAAAUAUAGGCUGAAAUAGUUCACUAGCUGGAAGAUUUUGGUUAAAACCCCUUCCAUAUAUUGAAAUCUUAGAAAAUGAGUUGGCGAGUUUGCAUGCCAUUGUCAGACACCAUACAACCAUAAAAUAUGUACUGUUCUCUUGUUGUUUUAAAGUGGGAACCUAAAAUACGUUGUAAGAGUGUGGUGAAAUUGGGUUUGCAAAAUGAAACAAAUUACUGGUUACAAAGUUGUAAAAAUGGAAAGAAAAUUAGGCUUAGAUGGCAUAAUGGAACAAUAUUACACAGCUCAAAUUCUACGUCAUAGUGAAUCAGUUUUCCCUUCUAAUCAUUUUUACUAAAAACAUUUCACGCUGAAGAAAAUGUAUCCUACAUAGGGAUGCAUGUGUUCAAAAUCAGAUGAGUACACACAAACCUCUCUCUCUCCCUCUCUCUUACACAUGCGAAGAGAUGAGACAAAGAUUCUAUAGUGGAAGUAAGUGUGGAAAUGAGGUGCAAAGGGUGGUCCUAAGUAAAAGGUCUCAGAAGAUACUUAUGCCUUUCCAGUGUAUUGCAAGCGAUUAAAAUUACAAAAACAAAAGUGAUGUCUCUUCACUUUAGGGUCCACUCUUCUCUUUUUUCCCUUUAAUAGGUCAAUCGAAGAAGACGGAUCGUGAUUGUGCAUGCUCAUUACUGGAUACUUGGUUUUCUCUUGUUAUUCUUUUUUCUUAGCCUACAUGAAAAGAGAAAUAAUAAGUGAUAUAUUCUUAUUAUCAGAGCUUUCUUCAGCUCACUCUAAAGCGUUCCUUGUAAACACCAAUUGCUAUAAGUCAUUCAUGCACUUACAUACAGCCAAAAAGUGAAUGUUUGCAAAAUUUCUACACAGUUGGUUCCCACUUUCUCCAAAUUCAUUCCAUUUUGUUUUUUAUAGAAAGGAUAUUCCGUUUUCUUCAUUCGUUAUAUGUUAUGAUUAUUGUUGUUGGUCUGUGUUCCUAAUCCGUGUAUAAUUAGCUAGACAGAUUUCUGUUGUGAAAAUGAGAAUGUGCCAUCUGUUCUAACUAGUAUAUCCGUAAAUCUUUCUCUCACAAUUUUUUUUCACAUUGGAAAAUUAGUUUUCAUGGAAAAAAAUCAUCAUAGGCGUAAAUUAGUGAGUGUUUGAGCGCCAUUUUCCCAAUGCGUAGUUAGACGUUAACUAAGGUGGGUAUCAGUUUAUAUAUUUGUCAACAAUUUACUUAUCAUAUGGUUACGUAACUUCACUUCGCAAGAUAUUAAUGUUAAAAUGAUACAUUAUAUCCGUGUUAAAAUAGAUAGUUAGAUACAUAAUACUAAUGUUAAAAAGUAGAUACAUUAUAUAUUAUAGUACUGUUUAUCACCCGCUAACCUACUGGUUAAUUAAGUCAGAUAAUUAAACUUGGAGCAUAUCAGAAGUUGUGGGCCUAAUGGUUGGUGAAAGCAUGACAGUGUAAUAACACACACACACUCAUUCCUCCUAGAUUCGCCUUUAUAUAUUUAUUUUGAAAAUUUUCAAUUUAUUUCUUUCACUAGUAAGAAACCAAACGAUAUAUCGCAGCGUGUGUUUCAUCAAGCCUCUUUUCUGUUGAGUAAUUUCCAAAUUUGAUGAUAACAAAACGUUACAAAAGUAUUUGCAUGGUUUGGGCUAUUUCUAGAUACAAAAUUACUUGCAGAAGGUCAUCACACUGUUACGUUAGAACUCUGAAACAUAGAUCUCCAAACUAAAUUUCAAGUUUUAGUUUGAACAAUCAAAUUGGUAGUAUUGGGUUUGGUGCGUGAUUUCUGUCGGGCCUUUUGGAUAAGGCCCAUAUUGUUCAAUGUGACGGAUACACCAACACUGAAUACAUCUGUGUACACUCAUUCUCCUACCAUGGAUUAAAAAACAUAAAGUCGAAAAUAGUAAUGAAAACGAAUGUAUUGGAAGCCAUAAAUGAGUUGGUUGUUCGUUUUAGUUUUCUCUUUGUAAGAAAAGUCCACACGAAAGUUACGAAUGCCAUAUCUUCACUGUCCCUUUUGGUUUGAUUUUUUGAAACUUUUCUCGAUCGAAGUGAAAAAUUUCAUGGCCACAUGACACCUAAAUCCCGUCAAAACAUGCUGGAGACCGUCCUUCAUUAAUGGUAAGUUGAUUUGGAUAGACAUAAUUGAUUUUUAAAUAGGGAAGUUACCAUAACUCUAAGAGAUUGAUCAAAAAGAACAUACUCUCAUGUACAGAGAUGUUUGGUCCAUCGCAUUACGGAUAUGUUCUUUGGAAUCGACUGAUGGAUAGAAAAUGGACAUGCACCAAGGAGAACACAUCAAAAAGUCUCAAGUAAAACAGAGGAAAAUUAUAAACACUCUCCAACACAUAAGGAGUAUGUUAACGAAUAAAGAUAGGGCUAUGCAAACUCUUUGUGCAAUAUUCAAAACCACGUGCCGACUUAUUAUUGAUUGAUGCUUUGUACAUGAAAUUGAUCUCCAACAUUCUCUAUUCUCAUAUAUUAUAAGUUAUACAAUCCCCUGUAUAUUAAUUUUGGAGCAUUACAACAUGUUUUCGUAGCCACGUGUCAUUACAAUAAUGAUUCUUAGAAUUGUUAGAAAAAUAAGUUGGUCCAUAUAAACAUAUACUAUGUUUUUUAUUAAACUAACUAUCAAAUUAAUUAGUAGUAUAAUAAAAGCUAUGGAAUUACCUAAUAUGAUUAACAUAUAUAUGACAAUUAAUGAUUAUGAAUAAUACAUAUUUGAUAACAACUUUUCUAACCUCUCUCUCUCUUUUAUUUAAUUUUAUACUAUUAAAAGAAAUUAAACAAUCACAUUAAGCAUAUAAGAAAAAUUUAGAUUUUUUCUUAUAUGUUAUAUUUUGAAUUUUUUAAAAUGACUAUAAAUUACUAAAAAUGGUAAAAGUCUCACAUUGAAAAUUCUGUAAUCAAUGGGUUUAACUUUUUUUUUGUUCAAGCAAGAUACAAAUGAUCAUAUAUCGUAGGGGUGGGUGUUCGGAUAUACGUUCGGGUUCGUAUCGGAUAUUUCAGUAUAAAGGUAUAGAACACGUUUGGGUAUUUCUACACUUCGAGUCGGGUUCAAGUAUUUUAUGUUCGGAUUCGGAUAUUUUGGAUCGGGUUUGGAUAUUUAAAUUUUGAAGAAAACAUAAAUAAAUUAUUCAUUUUUUUUAUUUUUUGUAUUUAAAAUAUAUUUACCUUAACCGGAUUUCUAAUUUUUAAAAGGUUAAACUAUUAAAAGGUUUGGAGAUAAAACUUUAAAAAUAGAAAGACACUAAUUUAGUUGUUGUUUUGAAAUUUUAGAUGCAACUUUUCUUGAUGCAAGAAACAAGAGCUUGAUAUGUAUAUUAAGUGAGUAGCAAAUGAUUUUGUCGAUAAUUAUAUGUAUAUUAUCUAAUUUUGAGCAAUAAGCAUCAUUAAUAUAAAUAUUUUGAGUAAAAUGAGAGAAGUAAACUAGAAAUAUAUGGUUAAGUAUACUUAUGUUUUGUUAUCUUCGGAUACAGUGGUGGAGCCAGCCUAGUUUUUUAGGAGGGUCAAACUCUUAAUUUGUAUAUAUUACAUUGGUCAACAUACCCACAAUUUGUAAAAUUUUCCUUAUUUUUAGUACAAAUUCAUGUAAUUUUUUUGUAUGUUUUAAAAAUCAUGUGGGUUAUUUGACCACCCUCCUAACCAGCUACCUCCGCCACUGUUCGGAUAUCCAUUCGGGUUUGGAUUCAGAUAUUACCCGAACGGGUGAAAUAAGUAAUUUGUUUUGUUGUUCUAGAAUUAGAUAAUUUUUAAACCGGGCUGGUGACCAUAUACUAGACAGACGUUUAUAUUUUGAGUCUGCACAUAUAUUAUAUAACAGCUUGAUAUAUUAGAUUUGAAUACAGUUUGCCGGUGAUUUUGUUUUUAAAAAUUUAAUUUUUAGAUAUGUAUCGGGAAUGAAACUAAUUUUUACAUAUGUCCAUUUUUAAAUUGACACUUAUGUAAUUCACCGAGUUCAUAGAAUAAGUU
Messenger RNA from Brassica rapa (field mustard), 12766 nucleotides. RefSeq names its product indole-3-pyruvate monooxygenase YUCCA6. Gene Ontology annotation, biological process: auxin biosynthetic process. The record is from RefSeq and is a predicted model, not a curated record. NCBI's taxonomy places the organism in Eukaryota, Viridiplantae, Streptophyta, Magnoliopsida, Brassicales, Brassicaceae. Gene Ontology annotation, molecular function: NADP binding; flavin adenine dinucleotide binding; N,N-dimethylaniline monooxygenase activity.